AUGGGCAAGACCGUUGGGCGCGGAGGGAAGUCCACAAUUCUCUCCUACGCUGCACGUGCGGCCAAAGACAAGAAGCGUCGACCGAGACGUGUUGACUGGACGGUAUCCAAAUCGCGCAAAAAGUUUCGGAUGGAUCGGCGUGCGCCAGUGCGGGACUCGAAGCGCUGCUAUCACGCGGCGACGAUGAAGGUCUGCGAGAGGGGGAACUUUCUUCUUGCUGCCGACGCAGCUCCGAUUGGCCGCGUAGCGAAGACGCCGCUUGAGCUGCUAGAUGAGGAGGGGGAGGAAGCUGCCGACGCAGAGGUUGGAGAGACAGCGAGCCUGGAGACCUAUUUCGACGGGGUCUCGGAGGGAGCUGCGGCACUUACUUGUGCUAAUGAGGCACGUGUAGCACUCCCAGAGAACGUUGGCUGGCGCGUCCCUCAUCUCUCAGGACGCUCAAGCGCACGGAAAACCUGUUGUUAUCGACUUAACCAGUGA
Messenger RNA from Phytophthora nicotianae INRA-310, 480 nucleotides. RefSeq lists its product as hypothetical. The transcript has a single exon. Lineage: Eukaryota; Oomycota; Peronosporomycetes; Peronosporales; Peronosporaceae. The record is from RefSeq and is a predicted model, not a curated record. Bases 1 to 480 code for a protein of 159 amino acids.